AUGUCUUUGACUGCCGAUCCACCAGCAUGCACCGUCCCAGCGGCCGGAGGAACCUCGACCCACAAAUUGGUCAAUGGAGGAGCCGACAAACUCAUCUUCAAGAUCAAGUCGUCAAACAACAAUGAGUACCGUAUCACCCCAGUGUUCGGAUUCAUCGAUCCAUCUGGAACCAAGGACGUUACCAUCACUCGCACUGCUGGAGCACCAAAGGAGGACAAGCUCGUCAUCCACUUCGCCAACGCCCCAGCUGAUGCGACUGACGCUCAGGCUGCUUUCGCUGCCGUCACUCCAGCUGGAACUGUGACCAUCCCAAUGUCGGCUACAUCUUAA
Messenger RNA from Caenorhabditis briggsae, 330 nucleotides. The record is from RefSeq and is a predicted model, not a curated record. Bases 1 to 330 code for a protein of 109 amino acids. The transcript has a single exon. NCBI's taxonomy places the organism in Eukaryota, Metazoa, Nematoda, Chromadorea, Rhabditida, Rhabditidae.